AUGGCAGUCACAACCAUUCCCCUCGAACCCCUCAUAUCAACGGCACGUGCGGAGACGAGUCACGCCGGCGCAGCCACUCGAGAUCCUCACCCCGACCGACUACAACCCGAGAAGAAAACGAUUUCGAAGAUGAAAGGCGACGACGAUAACGAUUUGCUAGUCAUGCAUUCCCCUGGGAGCGAUCAAAGACUAGCUGGGGAAAAGCAACCCUCGACCGGCAUUCAUUUCCUGACCGCAGAACACCCGCUUUUUCCGCCUAUGCCGUCAUAUGGUACUCCUUCUGUGGUGCGCAGAAUCCAACACUCCGCGCUCGUUGUCGCGUCGUUCGUUCUCUCGCUGUUAUUUUUGGCAGUCAUUUUUGUCGGGGCCGUGCUGCGCACAGCCGGAGUCGCAAUUUCAGAAGCUCAUUCGCGAUGGAAUGGGCAAAAUCCAGAUACCAGGAGGGUAUUUUAUACCGAGGAACAAGCACGCCGGAAAGCGAGGGCCGAUGCCGAUCGUAGAUGGGCUUUGCGCCAACAGAAAAGAGAUAUGGACGAAGAACAAGGGCCAGAAGAAUCCCAAGAAUGCCCAUCGUUAGAAGGAGGCAAGGAUCCUGUGGUUGCUGAUGUUGCAUACUAUGCUCGGCGAGUUGGUCUUGAUGUGGAAACUUUCCGUGUCCAAACAGAGGACGGUUUCAUUAUUACACUGUGGCAUGUCUACAAUCCUCAGGAGUAUGCGGCAUUGUCUCCAGAAGAAAGACGGGAGCGUGGGCCUGAUGUUUUCACCAAACCGAAAAUACCGAAUACGUCUCGUCCACAGUCGAAUCGUCGAUACCCUGUUCUUCUAGUUCAUGGGCUGCUGCAAAGUGCUGGCGCAUUCUGCACGAACGACGAGGAUAGCCUGGCGUUCUACCUCUGCAAGGCAGGCUAUGAUGUCUGGUUAGGGAACAACCGCUGCGGUUCACACCCAGAGCAUACCAGUUUAUCGACUAAUGACCCUCGUAUGUGGUCUUGGGAUAUUCGACAUCUCGGAACCCUGGACCUUGCAGCUCUCACUUCGCGUGUGCUCUAUGAGACUGGGUUCGAGAAGCUGGGUCUUGUGUGCCAUUCCCAAGGAACUACGCAGACCUUUGUCGCUCUAGCCAAGGAACAGCGUCCUGAGUUGGGUCGAUAUAUCUCGGUUUUCUGUGCACUUGCUCCGGCUGCGUAUGCCGGUCCACUUGUGAGCAGGCCAUAUUUCCGAUUCAUGGGUCUUCUUUCUCCGGCAAUGUUCCGACUCGUCUUUGGUAUCCAUUCCUUCAUCCCUCUCAUGAUGACCGCCCGUCGUCUGCUUCCGCCUAAGAUAUAUGGGACUAUGGCAUACUGGGUGUUCUCAUUUUUAUUCGACUGGUCUGACACGCGCUGGGAGCGUGAUCUCCGCCACCGAAUGUUCCAAUUCGCCCCUGUAUACGUUAGUGCCGAGUCGAUGCGUUGGUGGCUCGGAAGCGAGGGCUUCGCCAAACACAAAUGCAUUCUGUCUACUGACAACGAGCUCUUGCUUGAGGCAAAUGUGAGCCCCGAUAGACGCGACCCUGUUUCCGACCAUGGCGAUGAUCCCCGAGAUGCAUGCUUGGGUAAUCCUACUUUAAGCCCGUGGUUUGGUCCGAGAACACCCCCGUUCGCAUUUUGGAUUGGAGGGUCGGAUGCGCUUGUUGACGGUCGUCGGCUUCUCACCCGCUUUCAUAGCGGCCGUGAGCCUCAUGUGCGUCUCGUGCAUUCAAAGGUUAUAGAAGAAUAUGAGCACCUGGAUGUCCUUUGGGCAAUGGAUGCUAUCGAGCAGGUUGGCGUGGAAGUCAAUCAGGUCAUUUGGUCGACUAUGCCUGAAGACGCACGUCAAUCAUGUCGUCGUCCUCGCGGUGUUAACCCAGACAUGGUUGACACGAGCUAG
This is a messenger RNA of Penicillium paradoxum, 1905 nucleotides long. Its product is annotated as putative ab-hydrolase associated lipase. Gene Ontology annotation, biological process: lipid metabolic process. The coding region runs from base 1 to 1905 and encodes 634 amino acids. The record is from RefSeq and is a predicted model, not a curated record. The transcript has a single exon. NCBI's taxonomy places the organism in Eukaryota, Fungi, Ascomycota, Eurotiomycetes, Eurotiales, Aspergillaceae.